Ziziphus jujuba (common jujube) is the source of this 1364-nucleotide messenger RNA. RefSeq lists its product as uncharacterized. Lineage: Eukaryota; Viridiplantae; Streptophyta; Magnoliopsida; Rosales; Rhamnaceae. The transcript is spliced from 3 exons. The record is from RefSeq and is a predicted model, not a curated record. Bases 412 to 1089 code for a protein of 225 amino acids.
AAUAAAAUUAACAAUAUGAAAACAAAAUUGGUAAAUAUUUUUGGUGAUUUAGAUGAAUUACAUGUGGAAUGAAAGUGAGACGAACAUAAUAAAUCUUGACUUUGUUUGAUAAGCAGAAAUACUUUACCAGCUCGAAACUUCUUAGUUUUCCGUUUUCUAAAAUUUCACUCGCUUGUUGUUCUUCAACUAAACGAGAUUUAAAAAAAUCUGUUUCCAAAUUAAAAAAGUAAAAAAGAAAAAAAACUUCUGAGAAACCCCCAAACCAAACCGCAUAUGAAAUGAAACCCAACAGAUUUUAGAUUUAAGAAAAGCGCAAAAAAGCUUGUAAUGUAAUCUGGUUUUUACGCAUCGAAAAUCGUCAUUGAUUUGCUUUAGUGUUUCAUUGGAAAAAAACCAGAAAAUCCAAGGAAAAUGGAUAGUUUCAGCGCAGAAGAUCUGUCGAAGAUCGGAGGCAUCGCAACGGUGUCGCUUCUUCAUUCAUUCAUCCCAACGCAUUGGUUACCUUUCUCUAUCGUUGGCCGAGCCCAGAAAUGGACGCUUUCUCGCACUGUUCUCGUCACUGCAUUUGGAGCAGUCUUGCAUGUAAUAUCCACUGCAAUCCUCGGUAUAACAGCGGUCACUAUGGCAAAUACCAUUGCUGGCGAAGAAACAGUGCAUAAACUCGCUUCACUUUUGCUUGUAAUUCUCGGUGGUAGUUAUAUAUUGUUGUUUUUUACUGGGAAGGGUGGUCACAGUCAUUCCCAUAACCAACCCAUGGAAAAAAUGGCUGUUGCCGGGCUUGUCCUUGUUCCUGCAUUGUCUCCUUGUGCAACAACACUUCCGGUAUUUCUCGCUGUUGGGAAUUCAUCUUCCAUGAUGGUUCUUGCUAUCAUAGUGCUGUUAUUCAGCACCAUAACUGUGAUGACCUCGCUGGUUGCUCUGUCAUUCUAUGGUGCUAGCCAGCUCAAGUUUCACUGGGUGGAACGAUAUGAUAAACUUCUUGUAGGUUCGGUGCUAGGCUUGGUAGGAAUUCUGACACUCAUUUUCCAUGAUCAUGAUGGAGAAGGAGGUUCCACUGAACAGCAUUUGCAUAGAAAACUCAUCGUUUGAAGAUUCUUUUUUCCUGAAAUAUGUUUUAACUCUUGUCAGUGAGGCAAAUGUUGACGCUAAAAAAUGGUUAUCAAUCUGUAUUAAGUAGAACUUGUUGUAAGUUGUUCUUUAAUGUGCAUGCUGUAAUGAUAAUUGACAAAUGAAGCUUGUUUUCUUCAAUUUGUAUACCGGUUUUCUGUUUUUGUUGGUGGUUUUAUGUAAUUUUAUGAUAUUCAUUGUGUUAUACAGUGAACUUCUUUUUACAAGGGAAUUACACUUUUCAAGCAUUUGAACUC